CCAUUUUAGCGCCAUCCAACACGCCAACUUGAAGCUACGUCAGCUGUACCUGGCAGCUCGAUACAAACCUAAGUACUUACUGCUUCACUCACCUUUCACUGACCAAAUUCACCAAGAAUCCAUGCCGUCGCUUGUAUGCUACGAUAACUCUGUAUCACUGAUUCGCGCCGUUUACAUGUAACCGCUGCACUGCUACACCGUCUCAAACCCUGCUCGCCGUCUCUUGUCCAUUGUCUCUCCGGCUUCGUCUUGUCUCGGUUACUGUUCGUCCUCGCACUGCAUAGCAAACAUCAGGCACACUAUUGACGGCCGUAUUGGCCUUCUUCGGCGUCCGCCAUGUGGCGAGAUCGCACCAACCUUUAUAUAUCAUAUCGACAGUCCUACGCCCACCAUCCGGCCAAGAAGACACGGUACGGCCUCGGACCCAGUAGAAAUGGCUUUCAAGAUUUCGGCUCCGGUAGCGGCAUUGGAGGUGCCGGCGCGGGAGGAAGUGGUGCUGAGGACACCCAGGGCUUGCUGUCAGGAGGCGAUUACCACGACGAUGGGGACACCGUCAUUGAGAUGGACCUGCUACCACCUCGAUGGGCCGACAUUAGCGACGAGGUGACAGACCUCCUGGCCGAUGUCGCCCGCAAGUCCCAGACCCUUGAACGCCUACACCAAAAGCACGUACUGCCAGGCUUCAACGAUGAGGAGGCUAAGCGCGCCGAGGAGGGCGACAUCGAGCGCCUGACCCAAAGCAUAACGAAGGGCUUCCAUGACUGCCACCGCUGUAUCCAGCGAAUUGAGAAGAUGGUCCGCGAGGGCCAGCAGACCGGCACAAUGACGAGGGCCGAGGAAGUAAUGGCCAAAAAUAUACAAAUCAACCUUGCCAGUCGCGUCCAGGAGGCCAGCGCUGGCUUUCGCAAGAAGCAGAGUGCCUAUUUAAAAAAACUGCGCGGCAUGUCCAGCUUAGGUGCCGCAUCGCCCGGCGGCGACCGCGCCGCGACGCCCCUCGGGGCCCCCAGCGCAACAAGCUAUGCCGCGGACCCUUCGCUGCUUGAGUCCGAUGCAGACCGAUCUUACUCGCAGUCGGCGCUGCAGCAGACGACGGCCCAGCGCCUGCUACAUAGCAAUGAUGCCGUCAUCCUGCAGCGCGAGCGCGAAAUCGAGGAUAUCGCACAAGGUAUUAUUGAGCUGUCGGAUCUGUUCCGAGACCUCCAAAACAUGGUUAUCGACCAGGGCACCAUGCUCGACCGUAUUGAUUACAACGUCGAGCGCAUGGCCACGGACGUAAAGGCCGCGGAGAAGGAGCUCGUCGUCGCCUCGGGCUACCAGAAGAGAUCCACCAAGCGAAAGCUCAUUCUCUUGCUUAUACUGCUCAUCGCCGGUGUUAUAAUAUUGCUCGCUCUCAAGCCCAAAUUCCACAGUGGCAGUAGUGGCAGCAGUGGAGGGGGCAGCAAUAGUCAAAAUGAUGAUGGAGCAGCGAUAGGGGAUGCCCAAAUAGGUACAAAUGGUGGUGAGGGUUGAGAUCAACGGGCAGACUGCUUGACAGCGAAUGAGCCAUGGCAAGCAGCCCGCGACAAACCGGUGACGUUUCAAAUCUUGAUUGAGUUGGCAUAUGUGGCCCAUCUGCGCCAUAGCCUUGUAGCAUUAGAACCUAAUGAGAGCGAAGCAGGCCAUAGCACGUGCGCUAACGUCUGCGAUUGG
Molecule: messenger RNA, 1689 nt
Organism: Xylaria bambusicola
Lineage: Eukaryota; Fungi; Ascomycota; Sordariomycetes; Xylariales; Xylariaceae
Product: t-SNARE
Exons: 3
Coding region: 337-1509 (390 amino acids)
Biological process (GO): vesicle-mediated transport; vesicle fusion; intracellular protein transport
Cellular component (GO): SNARE complex; membrane; endomembrane system
Molecular function (GO): SNARE binding; SNAP receptor activity
Source: RefSeq, a predicted model, not a curated record